UCUACCUCGGUCGGAACACUUCACUAAACUUAGUUACCAAAUCAUAAUCACAGUAUAUAUCCUGAUGCUGAAUAUGACCAUCACACAAUAUCAAGAUCAAUAUUCAGACAAUACGAUCAUUCAAUCAUCAUUCUUCUUCUUCUCAAUAAAUUUGACAAUAAAAUUUUAAAAAGAAAAUCAUAUGGAAAUAAUAUUUCAACAAACAAAAAAUGAACAACAGUUGUUAUAAUAUUACAUUAAGUGAUUGUGUGCCUAACAGUGAAUUUCUUUUCUUUCAAGGAAAAAAGUAGUAAUGGUAAAGGCUUAAGUCAGCCCCAAGUAAAUUGUGUAUAAAGUGUGUUUGAAGUGAAACGUAUAUAUGCCUGUGUUUAUAUCGACCAAACAUGAAAAUGGUUGAUAAAAAAACAAUUUUUUCCUUUCAAAUUAGUAAAAUUUUUUCAAAAUAUAUUAGAAAAUUUGUUAAAUUAUUAAUGAAAAAAACACCAAUUCUUUUUCUCUAAAAAAAAGAAAAAUGGAAAAUUAUUUACAAAACAUGAUUGUUCUAAUUUUUCUGAUCUUGAAUAGUUUAUAUGGCUUCUCGGCCAUUGAGAAUGUCACGUGUUUAAAGAAAAACACGUUUCUGGAAACGAAGGGCAAUGCAGUAAUCUCUGUUUUCGUGGACGCUAAUUACGGGCCACAAUGCAAUGAUUCGUCAAUAAAAGGUCAUCAACAGGUUUCGACAGCUCUCAAAGUAAUUGAGACAUUAAAUAAAAAUUCAUUUGUACCAGGAAUGACAAUAGGUGUUAAUUUUUACGAUACCUGUGAGGACAAAAUGCACGUUUACAAGCAAAUUUUAACAAUAGGAGCGAAUUCCGAAUGCACAUUAGAAUACAAUAUGGGAAUAUUAAUAGCCGACAAUUAUAAAACAACAUUGGAGCCAUUUAAGCAAUAUGGUCUUUUGCCAAUAAUUAAUUACAAAAUGGAAAAUUUAACAAAUCCUCUAAUUGAUAUUUUGGUACAUUUUUUAACGACAAAAUAUGAGACUAUUGAUUUAGUGUUGGCAACAUCGCCCUAUGUUCUUGGACGAUUUUUAGAUGUCAGCAAGGACAAUGGACUGUGUGUCAAGAGUUACUUAGGUUUUAGUGAAAUGGGAAACAGUACAACAGAACGUGUCAUUGUUGCUCUCGGCGGUAAGGAGGAGAUUCAAUCAUGGAUUUCGCAGAGUGACAACGAGAGGAAUGGUGUUCGAGAAACAUGGAUCGUUUUACCAAUUGAUGAUUCCAUUUUGGAUGAUGUACUGCCGGAGGGAUCCUUUGUGAUAAAUACAGAAGCAUUUACAUCGAGUCAACAAGGAGCAUCUUCAUCUUCUCAUUUAGGAGGCACUACUAGCAAGUCACUAAUUCACUCACCUUACCUCUUGAGUAUCGGAAAGGCCAUUAUCGAGGUCGCCCACGUUCUCCAAAGGCUUCGUGAAGCAUCUUGUCCUCCUCCUCCUCCGUCGUCUACUUCUUCUUCAUCUUCUCAUGGAAACCAUUGCACAUUACCACGUUUUGACCCCAAUACACGAGAGGAUUUGAGUAAUACCGAAACUUACGAUAUUCUCCAAAUCCCACAUAAAUCACAAUAUCUCAAGUACAUCAUUCAACAGAACAUCAAUCACGAAUAUUUUCCAAUAGCAACAUACAGAAUUAAUUCAGAAUCGCAUAAAAUUCAACCACAAAAAAUAUUAACAAAAUUAACGAGAUUAUGCACAAAACAGGACUCUGUUAAUUGUCAAAAAUGUGCAAAUUUUCAAGAGAGAAGUGCUCAUGGUUUAGUUAAAAUUGGCAUCGAUGGAAGUAUUCUAAAAUCGGGUGUUUGGAUUCCGAUUUAUUUGACCAUAAUGGUCAGUGGGACGUUUGCUUGUAUUGUUAUUUUUCUCUUCAUUUUGUACCGUUAUUUUGUUGACGAAUCACUCGAUGGUAAUCCAUUCUUGACACUAAUAUUGAUACUCGGUACGAUAUUUAUGCUGCAGACGAUUUUACCAUUUUGUAUGGAUGACGAAUACAUGGGAGCUGUUCAUUUGAAUUCGAGAAAAAUUUUCAUCUCAACUUUAGCAUUUGGUUUGAUUUUCUCCAUUAUGUUGUCCAGGGCUUUUUUUCUUGCCUUCUCGGUUGGUGGAAUUUUCACUGUUCACAUCAAUGGUUAUCUUCAAAGUUUGAUGGUGUUUUUUAUGUUCGGUGUACAGGUGGUUAUUUCCACUAUGUACUUUGCUCUGGGUGCUAACGAUCCUUCGGAGGUUUUAAGAAGUCCCAGCUUCAUUGGACUUUUAGGUUACGAUAUAUUUCUUUUGGCAUGCCUCCUUAUUGUAAGUUGUUUUAUAACCCAAAUACAACGAAACUACAAUGAGGGUAAAUGCUUUUUUGCAACGGUAAUUGGUAUUCUCAUUGUGUGGACAAUUUGGGUGACUUGUUUCAUUCUAAUGGAUGCAUCCGUAAGGGAUAUUAUUGUCUGCUUUGGAAUUAUUGCAACUGCUUAUCUAAUUAUCAUUGGUAUUCUUAUACCAAGAACCUAUUACAUGGUGACACAUUCAUCGAGGGAUAAGAAUUUUGGACCAAGAUUCGAUCCUACUGAUCUUGGACCGGAUCCAAGAAUGAAUACUAUGGCUCGACAGGCAUUGGAUUUUCAGUCACGUCAUCCAUUUUACGAGUAUGUACGACCUAGUGUCGAUGGUAUAAGUAACGCGGGCAAUUUUCGAAUACCAAUGUAUCCUAAUUGUUAUGGCAGUGUCAGCCCUUAUCUCACACAACCCAUUCGUAAUAAUAGAAGUCCCACUGAGCAUCAAAGGACGCCAGGGUACAAUAACUAUGGUUUUCAUCCUGAAAUGCGUGAAGUGGAAAAUGCCUACGUUGUACCUCGUGUCUGCAUUGAAAAUACCGAGGGUCGCAGGAGUCCAUUCGAGCAGAGACUAAAUCUCGACGUGAAUUAUACAAACGACAGAAGGCAAAAUAUCGUUCUAGAAGAAAAAGAUUGCAUUGAAACGGAUGUUUAUGUUGAGGGACGUAUUAUUCCCAACAAGAAAGGACCAAACGAAAAUUAUCCAUUAAGAUGUACUAGUCCGAGAUUGAAUCAAACUGAGGCGACAAUUCGCGAGGAGGAGGAAAAUAAUAUUUCAAGAAUUACUCGAUUUUAAAAAAGUAAUUAUUUAAAUAAACGAAGAAAUAAAGAAUACAAAAGUAAAAAAUUUAUAAAAGUUAAAGAAAAUAUAAAGAAUACUUCUCAUCGACAUUUCACGAGAUCCGCAAAAGAUUAAAUAUAUCUCAUCAAA
Messenger RNA from Leptopilina heterotoma, 3286 nucleotides. RefSeq names its product protein bride of sevenless (gene boss). Bases 512 to 3151 code for a protein of 879 amino acids. Gene Ontology annotation, biological process: G protein-coupled receptor signaling pathway; visual perception. The transcript has 8 exons. The record is from RefSeq and is a predicted model, not a curated record. Gene Ontology annotation, molecular function: adenylate cyclase inhibiting G protein-coupled glutamate receptor activity; sevenless binding. NCBI's taxonomy places the organism in Eukaryota, Metazoa, Arthropoda, Insecta, Hymenoptera, Figitidae. Gene Ontology annotation, cellular component: membrane.